GAAUGGAUUCACUCCAUUGCACGUUGCUGCGCAGAAAAACCGGGUCAAGAUAGUCGAGCUACUCCUCAAGAACAAUGCCAUGGUAGAAGCAACCACUGAGUCUGGACUCACUCCCCUACAUGUGGCUUCAUUCAUGGGCCAUUUGAGCAUUGUCAUUUUACUGCUGCAACACAAUGCCAAUCCGAACGCUCCGACAGUGCGUAACGAGACCACCCUACACUUGGCAGCGAGGGCAGCACAGACAGAAGUCGCUCGUUUACUACUGCGUAACGGUGCGCAAGUUGAUGCUCGCGCUCGAGGUCAUCAAACCUCCUUACACAUCGCGGCAAGAAUCGGCAGUGUCGAUAUGGUCAACUUGUUGUUAGAACAUUCGGCUCAUGUUCAGGCUUUGACCAAAGACACAUAUACGCCGCUUCAUUUGGCAGCAAAAGCCAAUCACAAAGAAGUUUGUCAACUGCUGUUACGCGCUAACGCACAGCUGGAGACGGUGACAAAGUCUGGAUUCACGCCACUCCAUCUGGCAACCAAAUACUCUCAUCCAGAAGUGACGGCUCUACUUCUAUCACACAGGGCGGAUGUGAAUGCUUCCGGCCGGAACGGCCUCACCCCGUUGCAUCUGGCCACUCACUAUGGCUCAGUCGGUUUGGUCCGAUUGCUUCUGGAACACAAUGUGAGUCAGGCCAAUCCGACAAGCGAAGCCAAAAAUGGAUUCACUCCAUUGCACAUCGCGGCCGAGAAGCGUCUUGUGGAAGUCGCUAAACUACUCAUAGCUGCGCAUAGUAGCGUGAAUGUGGAAUCCAGAAAUGGGUUCACUCCCCUUCACUUGGCCUGUCAAGACGGCAGUCCUGAGAUGACGCAACUUCUAAUCCAAACAGGAGCGCGCGUAAAUGCAAAAGCGAAGAACGGACUGACGCCGAUGCACUUGGCUGCCCAGGAGGACAGUCUUGAAGCUGCGGUACUUCUCCAUGCGGCAGGGUCGGAGUUGGAUGCACGAACCAAAGCUGGUUACACCCCACUUCACACAGCCUGUCACUUUGGGCAGGCUAACAUGGUUCGUUUUCUGCUUGGCAAAGGCGUUGAUGUGAACGCACAAACGUGUCUUGGAUCAAAUGCUCUGCACUUGGCUGCCCAGCAGGGGCACUCGAAAGUGGUGUACAUUUUGUUGGAGAGCGGCGCGAACCCAAACAUGCGCAAUAAGCACAACUGGACCCCCGCUCACGUUGCUCGUCGUCAACAUUACCUCAACAUCUUUGAGGUGCUUCGUCAGGUUACCACUUGCGUAGAAUCCUGGGAUGCGGAGGAACAGGUCGAAUCCACAAUGACUGAAGCCGAUGGGUCCAAAUUCCCUCAAAUGAUGGGAAGCCGUCAUUUGUUGGAGCAACCAGAUGUAAUGGGCGAUCACCCGGUAACGGACACGGAAGAAGAAUGCGCCGAACCGGACUACACAGUCAUCCCGGCGUCGCCGUUGUUUUCGCGUAUUGCCACCAAUGGCUACCAAGCUCAGGUUGGUGUAACUGAUGGACAUGGACCCGCUGUGCCUCGUUCAUCCGCCACAGUACUCGGUAGAGGAGCGCCGGAUAAACUCUCUACAAUGUCAGGUGAAGACAGCAUUCACGAGAACCCGUUGAUCGAGAACGGGCAGCUGACUUGGCGCGAUGCGAAUGACGUCCGAGAUGCGUCCUGGAGCAUUUUACGACUCAACCGAGAGUACCUGGAGUCAGCCGGUGCAUUGCAACAGAGCCCCACUGAUUGGGAUUUCACUCCGGACAACGUGCCGAUCGCUCGGAAGCCAGUGACAUCCGGGUUCCUCGUCUCAUUUUUGGUCGACGCUCGCGGAGGCUCCAUGCGUGGCAGUCGGCAUCCUGGACUCCGGGUUCUGGUUCCACCGAGCGCGGCUAGCGCACCAACUCGGAUCACUUGCCGCAUGCUUCGACCGGAGCGCACCACACGCCCUCCACAGCUGAACGAUUCGGAAGGAUUGGCUUGCCGUAUCAUCGAGUUGGGCCCACAUCCGUGUUCGUUUAACUCUCCCGUGCUGUUGGAAAUCCCCCACUUUGCCGCGCUGUGCGGCCGUCAGCGAGAGUUGGUCGUGCUGCGUAGUGAUAAUGGUGAAGUUUGGCGAGAGCACUCGUUGGAGGCGACCGAUCAAGCUGUGCAAUCGGCUUUCGGACAGACAUUCGACACUCUAGAGACGAUGGAGGAAUUACGUGAGAAGCGCAUUAUCCGCAUCUUAACCAAUGAUUUUCCACAGUACUUGGCCGUGGUAAGCCGCCUACGUCAGGAGACUGCCAUGGUUGGAUCAGACGGCGGCGUGCUCAGCUCCACCGUCGUUCCACAGGUGCAGGCUGUCUUUCCCGAAGGUGCCUUGCAAAAGCGUAUUCGCGUUGGUCUACAGGCUCAUCCGAUUCCAACCGAACUGGUCUCUCGCCUAUUGGGUAAUCGUGUGGCCGUGUCUCCGAUCGUGACACUGGAGCCAAGGCGCCGCAAGUUUCACAAACCAAUCACUCUGACCAUACCGCUUCCCAAGACUGCAAUGCGAGGUAUGCUCAACCCGACCACCACCGAUUCCAAGACACCCAGUGCGCCCAGCCUUCGACUGCUGUGUAGCAUAACAGGCGGUACACUGCCGGCUCAAUGGGAGGAUAUUACUGGCUCCACUCCUCUAUCAAAGGUCAAAGAUUGCGUUUCAUUUACCACCACAGUGUCAGCCAGAUUUUGGCUCAUGGACUGCCAGUCUAUUCACGAGUCAACUGAAAUGGCCGGUCAUUUGUAUCGGGAGGCAUGUCUCGUGUCGUACAUGGGAAAGCUAGUCAUCUUCGCCAAGCGCAUAGAUGUUGACGAAGCGCUGAUUCGAUGCCUCUGCGUCACCGAUGACAGAGUGGACAAGACUUUGGAAUGCCAAGAAGGUUUCGAAGUCUGCGCCGCCUCACCCGAAGUUGAAGUAGCCGAGGGUCGACCUGUGUGGCUGGAGGCUGCGGGCAACCUUCUCCCCAUGACCAAAUCGGGGGAACAGCUGAGUUUACAGUUCCAUGCAUUCCGCGAGAACCGUUUGGCGUUUCCCGUUCGCGUGCGCGAUAUUCAAGCGGAUCCAGUGGGGAAAUUCGCGUUUAUGCGCGAGCCACGUCGUGCUCUGGGAUCGGACACUUCUCAGUCGAUGCAGCGCCCAAUUUGCACCUUGGAGGUCCACAUUGGGGCUGAAACCGGUGGCAAGACUGGGACCUCAUCCAUGGCCGAAGUCGGACUGCUUUCAUUGUCAGCUCAUCUGAACACACCGGCGGCGGCAUCGGCGCAAUCGAUUCCUUGCGUGUUUCCUAAGCAACAACUGGACCAGUCUGACGAUCGAGGUCUAGGCGAUUCACACGAUCGAUUGGCAUCACUGAACGCCGAAGAUAUCAUAGCCCGGAGCCAGCUUGACCUACUUCAGGUAGCAAGCGAGGUUGGCGGUGAUUGGCCCAAACUAGUCGGUGUCCUGUUGCCGGAUUCGAGGCUGGACGCAACCUGUACAGUGGAGCAGCUAGUCAAUUGGAUCACCCAAAACGAACCACAGUGGGUUGAAGCUCGAUCAAGUAGUCCACCUCCAGCCGGAGGUCUUGGAGGCCUCACGGUUGCCGAUCUACGCACCGACCAUGACCAGGCGUUGGCUGUUCUCCUAGCUUGGAAACAACAUAAAGGUGAUGCAGCAACAGGAAACGAAUUGAAUCGAGCGCUGCGGUCGAUUGGCAGGGUGGAUGUGGUGAAGUCGUGCAUGCGAGAUAUUCAAUGUGUGCUGGAGGAGGAGGAACGUACUGAAGCUUCAAAGUUGCUCAACAAGACUGCUUCCUCCGAUCAAGCGCAGCUCACCCCUCCCGUCCCAACUUCUACCUCACUUGUUGGUACUGGUACCAUGAUGUCCGAAAUGGAGGACAUUCCUGUUCACGAAUUCCAUUCUGCUCUGAUGGCCGAGAAACCUUUAUCUACGGAUGUAGAUGCCACCACACAAGAGACGACCGCUGACCGAGAAUUUGUUUCACAUGAUGUUGAGGAACCUUCUCCCCCGGCUGACGAGGAGAGACAGUCCAUUCCUGAGGGUACUGCGGACUGGUCUGGUGUUCACAUCUCGGAAUCAGAAGAGCCUUCCGAUCAGAAAGCGAUGGAAGGUGUCACAGAUGAUGCUGAGGAAGAGCACUGGCAGUCCGGCUCGCCGCCAGUAACCACCACUAGCCAACUGGGUGGUGACCCCAUGCUAGACCGUGCCGUGCAAGACAUGCUGUCGGCCACCGAUGACGCAGAUUUAGUACGGGAAAGCGAGUCCAUGUCAGCAAGUAUGGAAGAACCAUUCGAACCAGAACAGGAGGUGCCGGAAGUAGCUGAAAGUCAGUCAGCUGAGCCGCCAGCCAGCUCCUCCAUCACCGACACGCCACCAGGAACAGCGGAUCACGAACCAAAACAGGAAGAAACUUUUGCACAGGAGGAUAUCACCGCCUCUCCUGUAGAGGAUUCGCAGACUGCCCAACAGUCUGACAUGAAGGAUUCUCCUGCGGUGACCGGUUACGACGCCCCUGCCCAGGAGCCCACUCCGGAGGAAGGCACAUCGGUAGAACAACCCCCUGCUCUUCAUCUUGCCGGUGGGGAUACUUUGCAUUCCGAACUACCGGUAGAAGCAGCAGAGGCACAGUGUAACGCGGCCUCCGGACAACUUGAGGAGGGAUCCCCGAAUUCGCCCACCGCAUCCCAGUCUGGGGCUCAUGAUGAACAAGUAGACAUAAGUCCCCGUGAGGGGAUGCGAGACGCCGACCAGUGAUUGUCAUGGUGCAUGGAAGCGUAGAACCCCUACCCUUACCUAGAAUCCUGAUCCCUCCUCCGUAACUAUACCGUUUCUGUCAUGAAAACUUUGAGUUCAGUUCCGUCACAUGAGCUGUGAGGUCCCAUUCUCGCCUCCCUGAUUUAUCGCUGCAUUUUGACCGAGAUCGUGCAAAUCUAAUGCCGCUUUUUAAUUUUCUGUCCUGUUCCCAAUCAUUUAUGUUUGAAAUAUUUCCUAUGUUGCUUAUGCUUUGUUAUUUCUUUCACCUCGUCCUUUCCCAGUUUAAUUUUCGACAUUUUUUAUUGCAAGCAACAGAAACCAAUUUUCCUCAUUGCUCUCGUCCCUAUCAUGUACCCAUUACCGCCCAUAUUCACUCAAACCGUUGAUACCUCACUGCUAAGUCGCAUUCCCCCUCGAAUUCGUCUGUCCGGUUUGUCGUUACGUUUGUGAUCCGCUGCUGCAGCUACGAUGAUUUUCUCUUGAUGCAUACAUGGCAUUUGAGACUAAGUUUGCAUUUCCCCAAUCUCUUGAUGCAGCUGGAACCCUCAGUGUCACCAAUCAAAUGUGUCCAAUUUGUAUUACUAGUGUCACCAACGUAUCUUUGUUCUCCUAACCGCUUCCUCCAUCUCUACUACAUUACGUAUCACUUUUAAAGUGUUGACUAUAUAGGGGAGCCACGUCUUUUCAGAGCACUGCUGUCAUUGUGCACUCAUGUUGACUAUGGCACCACGUUCUCAUCUUGCUUUUAAUCAUGUGGAUUGUCGUUCAGCCCUUCGAACUGCAGACCAAAGAUUGAACAGGGAUCAGAAACCUGUCGUUUAUGCACAGAGUGCUCAUCCAGACUAAACGGAAUUUUAAAUCGCUCUGUUGUUGUUGUCCCUUCUCAUUGAUUUGCCACCGUUUCCCAGCAAUGCUCAUUAAUUUGCUUCUGUUAACUGGGACCCGAUUAUGACACUGAUGCUGCUAUGGCCAAAUCACUCUUCAAUUCAGAAAAACUUGAUGUUCCGCUAGCUCACUCAAUUUCGCCGAGCCGAACCAAUCCCGAACGGUUUAUCCAGUCUACAAAAUAGUCGCCAAUUGGCUGACUUAUCGAGCAGCACACGAGCAAUGCCUGAUUGGUUUGUUCUCUACUAACCGCAUCUGUUUUGUCCUUCGUUGUCGAUUGGAUGUGGUAAUGAUCGCGCUCUAUCCUCCUCCUUUUUCACAAAUGAAUAUUACUUGUCGCCACCAGCU
Molecule: messenger RNA, 6013 nt
Organism: Dicrocoelium dendriticum
Lineage: Eukaryota; Metazoa; Platyhelminthes; Trematoda; Plagiorchiida; Dicrocoeliidae
Source: the annotation of a GenBank genome assembly